Asparagus officinalis (garden asparagus) is the source of this 933-nucleotide messenger RNA. RefSeq names its product vacuolar protein-sorting-associated protein 37 homolog 1-like. Bases 170 to 814 code for a protein of 214 amino acids. Gene Ontology annotation, biological process: protein targeting to vacuole; protein targeting to membrane; ubiquitin-dependent protein catabolic process via the multivesicular body sorting pathway. Gene Ontology annotation, cellular component: ESCRT I complex. The record is from RefSeq and is a predicted model, not a curated record. Lineage: Eukaryota; Viridiplantae; Streptophyta; Magnoliopsida; Asparagales; Asparagaceae. The transcript is spliced from 8 exons.
AGAAAAUCGCGAAAUCCCCCCCGAAGUUUUGAAAAAAAUUCGAUCUCUCUCUCUCUCUCUCUAUGUCGGCGAAAACCUCACGUUAUUGAAUUGAUCUCUGCGGAGUUGAAAGAGAGAUUCGUUGGUAACAAGUACCGGAGAGCAGCAAACAAUAUCACAUCGUCCAGCAAUGUCUUUUCAGUCUUUGUUCCCCUCGUUACUGCUCGGGACAUCAAAUUCUUCGCAUCCCUCCACGCUUACAAGUUCCUCAAGCAUGAGCUCAUAUAGAGCAUCAGAUAGACCACAGUCUCCUUCCACUGGGUCGCCUUCACCUGAAGCUGCGGGAAUAAUUGCUCACUUGAAGGACAAAAGUACUGACGAGCUGAGGAAGCUUUUAACUGACAAAAAUGUAUACAAAGCCUUUUUCAAUUCACUCGAUCUUGUAAAGGACCAGCGCAAUCUAAGCCGGGAACUUCAAGAGGAGACGAUGCAGCUUGCUAGUGAGAGGGAAAACUUGGAGAAGGAAACUCGCAUGUCAGAGCUCCGAAACCAGUGCAUGAUCAUCCGGACAACUGAGCUUGCUGAUGCACAAGAGAAAUUAAAAGAACUGGAGAAGCAAAAGGAUGAAAUCUUGAGGUUCUAUUCUCCUUUGUUGAUGCUCCAGAGCUUGCAAGAUGCAAUGAACAAAGAUGAAGAGGAAUCAGAGACUCUACACAAAAAGCUCCUUGAGAAAGAGAUUGACUUGACUACUUUCUUACAAAAGUACAAUAAACUUCGUAAUGAUUAUCACAGAAGAGCCCUUGUCCAUCUUGCUGCAAAAACAUCUGUUAUGUGACGAAUGCUUGUAUUAGUUAUAUGACCAACUAACCCUGAUUUUCCUUGAAGCAAUGAUAAAGGUUUAGGUUGAUCUUUUUUGUGUUUGCUGUCUAUCUCAAGUUAAGAAAUUUGGUGACC